AAGAUAUUCUCCAAGGGAUUAAUAGUAAGACUAUGGAUGAUUUCCUUGCCUUACUGUUAUUUUUUUUUAAACUGCUUUUAUAAUUAAAAAUUUUGAAGUUAUUGUUAAGUAGCGCUUCGCAGUCUUCUUUACGAGUUAGGACUCAGAUACCACUUUCCUCCCCAAACUUUCCCAAGCCCUCCCAUCAGAAGUAUCGAUGUCUUCAUUAAAACUCCUACAUUUUAGCAGUACCCACCUUGCGGUUUUACCCCUAUUCCAUCUCGUCCUUUAAUCCCUUGAGUGCAUGUCUUUCCCCUACACGCCUGUGGGCCCUUUCACAGCGGUCCUGUGUCUCUCUUCCCCGUUAUCUGCCCCAGCGACUAGAUCAGACCCUGACUGACUGGCCGGGUUAUUGUGAAAGUUUAAAACUAAAUCUGGCCCCUAAUGCGUCUCGGAGUCUACUGAACCGUAAUCCAAAGGUUAAAAAUCGCUGAGACAAAGGCCAAGGAACGGAGGCACUGAGGUCCGGCUGCUGACUUCUCUCCCGGAUGACGGAUAAAUCGACCCGCCCGGUUCCCAAGGGGAGCCUCUCCUGGGUCACCGCGCCUGUCACCACUCAGGACUGUAGAAAUAGAAUUGCAUCUUCGGAUUUAGAAUGCAGACGAUGUGCCCCGAUAAAUUUUGUCCCUGUGGAGGCACCGUCCAGAUCCGGGCCCAGCUUGCGUCAUGUGAUCGCGGGGUGCCCAAAGCCUGUAGUGGAGAAGGAAGCGACGUGCUGCGGGAAACUAGGCCCGGGUUUGACAGCUGGUGGGAUGGAGACGACCUUGGAGCAGCACUUGGAGGACACAAUGAAGAAUCCGUCCAUUGUCGGAGUUCUGUGCACAGAUUCACAAGGACUCAAUCUGGGCUGCCGUGGAACCCUGUCAGAUGAGCAUGCUGGGGUGAUCUCUGUUCUAGCCCAGCAAGCAGCUAAGCUAACCUCUGACCCCACUGAUAUUCCUGUGGUAUGUCUAGAAUCAGACAAUGGGAACAUUAUGAUCCAGAAACACGAUGGCAUCACAGUGGCAGUGCACAAAAUGGCCUCUUGACAUUCCAUAUCAGUUCUCCAGCCUAUCAGAGGGACUUGAGCCUAUCAUGUUUAUUAUCUUAUAGAACUACUAAAGUUCCAGUAGUUAGGCCAUUCAUUUAGUGUGCAUUGGGCAUUUUUCUAUUUAUUUUAGAGUAAGCUGCUUUUUGGCACUCUGUGGAUUAACCUAUCAAAAUAUUGGUAAGAAAAGGAUCAUAUUUUGAAGCAGCAUGUCCAGGUUGCUUUAAAUAUAGACUUUUGUUGUAUUCAAUAAAUCUGGUUGGAGGAAA
This is a messenger RNA of Trichechus manatus latirostris (Florida manatee), 1335 nucleotides long. RefSeq names its product late endosomal/lysosomal adaptor, MAPK and MTOR activator 5 (gene LAMTOR5). The record is from RefSeq and is a predicted model, not a curated record. Gene Ontology annotation, molecular function: guanyl-nucleotide exchange factor activity. Bases 528 to 1067 code for a protein of 179 amino acids. The transcript has 4 exons. Gene Ontology annotation, biological process: positive regulation of TORC1 signaling; cellular response to amino acid stimulus. Gene Ontology annotation, cellular component: lysosome; Ragulator complex; cytoplasm. NCBI's taxonomy places the organism in Eukaryota, Metazoa, Chordata, Mammalia, Sirenia, Trichechidae.